CAGCACCUAAUAUGGCAUCCCCUUUGUUUGAGAAUCCAUACUGGAAGGAGCCUUCAGAAAUUUUGUUCAAAUCAUUGUCAAGCAAUAUUGCUGUUCCUGACCCUCUCCACGAUUCUCUUUCUUUCGAUAUGGUUGACUUCUCCACGCCACCAACAGAAGGAAACCACCAUAACGAGGCAAAGCAAUUGGUGGUGAAAUCUGAAGUGCAGGAUAAGGAAAGGUCAUACAUAGGUGUGAGGAAAAGGCCUUGGGGAAAAUUUGCAGCAGAGAUCAGAGACACAACAAGGAAUGGCGUAAGGGUUUGGCUUGGAACCUUUGAGAGUGUAGAAGCUGCUGCGUUAGCUUAUGACCAAGCCGCAUUUUCCAUGAGAGGCCAUAAUGCUGUACUCAAUUUUCCAGUCAAAAGGGUCAAAGAGUCUUUGCAAGAGAUCCAAUAUAGCUGCUGCAAUGGAUCUUCUCCUGCACUUGCACUCAAGGAGAGGCACUGCAUCCAACGAAAAUUGUCAGCAAAAGGUAGAAAGUGUAAAGGGAAAGAGACAUCAACAUCGAGCAUGGUGGUGUUAGAGGACUUGGGAGUUGACUAUCUAGAGCAACUUCUAACCAUAUCUGAUCAAAGUGCAACCCAUAGCUACUUCAACUAAACCUGGCCCACUGUUAUUUUCUUCCUCUUGUUUUUGGCUUUAUUUACAACAUCAAUCUCCUGAUAGGACGCAUGUAUGUAUUGUGAUCCCUCU
Messenger RNA from Cajanus cajan (pigeon pea), 734 nucleotides. Lineage: Eukaryota; Viridiplantae; Streptophyta; Magnoliopsida; Fabales; Fabaceae. The record is from RefSeq and is a predicted model, not a curated record.